Echinococcus granulosus is the source of this 915-nucleotide messenger RNA. RefSeq lists its product as hypothetical. Bases 1 to 915 code for a protein of 304 amino acids. The transcript has 6 exons. Lineage: Eukaryota; Metazoa; Platyhelminthes; Cestoda; Cyclophyllidea; Taeniidae. The record is from RefSeq and is a predicted model, not a curated record.
AUGUCUUGUGGGGAAAUGAUGGCAUAUUGUGUUGGUGCUUGCCUCAAUGCACAAAUCAGCUCGAUUAAAGGUGAUGCAAGAAUAAUCAGAGGUCCAGCAAACAGCUUUUUUACGCUUCAGGCUGUUCUACCUGAUGUGUAUAAGGUUCUUUUAAAAAUUAUUUUAGUGCGUCCAUAUCACGCGUUAGUGACAUUGGCAGGAAAAAUUUCGAAAGAUUUACGUUGGAUCACGUUUUUGCCAAAAAGAACAUACGUGAUUGGUGUAUCAAUUGCUGUAUUCCCCGACGACGUUUGGACACCUUCAAUCCAAGGUAAAUUGAAGCAGCUCAAAAAUUCAGAGAUUUCUUACAACUUGUACCAUCAAUUGUACUUUUUACUAUUUAAUCAUGCAGAUGGUUUGAUUCCGGACCCAAAUAAACCAUUUUUCAUUGAUGCUCUGGGCAUGACAAGCGUCAAGCUUACUUGUACUUUCAGUGGAAUAGGAACACCGCAGGAAAAUACAUUAACCACGUAUGAGAUAACGGUUGAGAAACGUUUUCGGAUAGAUUACAUCGGAUGCACCGACGGAGUGAAUUGGAUUACAUACAUGAUUGAAUGGGGUAUGCGAAUUCGAUAUUACAUUUACUUUUUUAAAAAUAAACUUAUGGAUGAGUCCUUUUCCAAUAGUAAAUUAUCUUCAAACUUUUUAUUCCUUGUAAUUGACACAUUAACAAACGACCUUUCCUCCCGAAUGAGGCGCAAGUUUGAGAUUACCACAGUUAAAAGUAUUUUUGGUUUAGAAGUAAAAAAAUUCUACCACUUCCGAACUUCCAUUUUUGUCGUACCUGUAUUUUCAAACUGUCUAUUACUUUCGGAUUUCCAAAAAAAACUUAUUGUACACUCCACUAGCUGGCAAAUUUGGACAGAGAAAUCUUAA